This is a messenger RNA of Sorghum bicolor (sorghum), 2167 nucleotides long. Its product is annotated as pentatricopeptide repeat-containing protein At5g18475. The record is from RefSeq and is a predicted model, not a curated record. Gene Ontology annotation, molecular function: protein binding. NCBI's taxonomy places the organism in Eukaryota, Viridiplantae, Streptophyta, Magnoliopsida, Poales, Poaceae. Bases 201 to 1700 code for a protein of 499 amino acids. The transcript has a single exon.
UGCUCCUCCACUUCACCGCUUCCUCACACGACCUGAGCGGGUAAUUGCGCCGGCGGCUAUCUGGACUGGAGCGGCCGCCUCCACCUCCGCCUCCACCUGAGCGGCUCACGGUUACCCGACCUGUCCCACCCCAGCUCCUCGCCGCGAAUGCUGAGACGGCGGAAACCGACCGCGCUUCCGUACGCCACCGCCGAUCGACAAUGAAACCCCCGCCCGCACUCCCCUGGAUCUCCCCACUGCAGUACCGAAGCCCCGCCCGCGGCGCGCCGCCCUCCCCACCGCCUCCCGCGCCUCCACCCCCUCCCACCCGGCCGCCGCGGUACCUCCACCACCCAGAACUCGCGCGCCUCAUCGCGUCCUCCCCGUCCGCGCAGCGCGCGCUCGACCUCUUCAACGCGGCCUCCUCCCAGCGCGGCUUCUCCCACACGCCGGCCACCUUCUCGGCGCUCCUCGUCCGCCUCGCGCGCGCGCGGCUCCCGCGUGCCGCCGCCGCCGUGCUCCGCCGCACCGCCUCCGAGCCCUGCCGGUUCCAGGAGCCGCAGUUCCUGCCGCUCGUCCGCCUCCUCCCGCCCGACCACGCGCUCGCGCUCCUCCGCUUCCUGCCCGCGCUGCUCCGCACGAGCCGCGUCUCACACAAGGCGCUCGCCGUCUGCCUCGACCGCCUCGUCUCCUCCCGCGGCUGCCACGGCGUCCUCGAUGAACUCCUAUCCGACCUGCGUGACCCUCGGAACAAGUACCUUCCAAGGCCUAACACAUGCGUCUACAACAUCCUCAUCAAGCACUUUGUCAGAAUCGGCGAAUUGGAGACCGCCUUCAAAGUGCUCGACGAAAUGCGCGAGUACACUUGCGCUGACGUGAAGCCAAACUUGGUCACCUAUUCAACAUUGAUCGCUGGGCUCUGCCGUGGGGGUAAGAUGAUGGAAGCGUUUGAGCUAUUUGAGGAGAUGAUCGAGAAGGACCGCAUUGUGCCAGAUCAGCUGUUGUACAAUGUGAUCAUCGAUGGAUUCUGUAGACUGGGGCAGGUGGAUAAGGCUCGUGCAAUCUUUGGAUUUAUGAAGAAGAACGAUUGUGAGCCCAAUGCCUUCAAUUAUGCAACGCUGAUUAAUGGGCAUUGUAAGAAAGCGGACAUUGAGGCAGCGAGAUCUGUGUUUGAGGAGAUGAGGAAUGCUGGCGUGGAGCCAGAUGCUGUGAGCUACACUGCACUGAUCGGCUGCCUUUGUAGACAUGGAAGUGUGGAUGAGGCCAUCAAUCUUGUUUUGGAGAUGAAGCAGAAGGGAUGUAGGGCUGAUGUCGUCACAUACAAUCUGGUGAUUGAGGGGCUGUGUAGAGAUGGGCGGACCGUGGAAGCGAUGGACCUGCUUGAGAGCGUGCCGCUGGAAGGAGUUAAGUUGAAUGUCGCGAGCUAUCGGAUCUUGAUGAACUGCUUGUGCUCCCGUGGGGAGAUGGACAAGGCAGUUGGCUUGCUGGGAUUGAUGCUUGGACGAGGGUUUCUACCUCACUAUGCAGCGUCAAACAACCUAUUGAUUGGCCUAUGUGAUGCUGGGCGCAUAGCAGAUGCUACGAUGGCAUUGUAUGGGUUAGCUGAUGCAGGCUUCAUGCCAGAGGCUAGAUGUUGGGAGAGGCUUGUGGAGACUAUGUGCCGGGAGAGAAAGCAAAGGAGAUCCACUGAGCUACUAGAUGUCUUGGUUGGUGUAGGUUGAGGUCUUGAGGAAAGGAACUGGAACUCACAGCAGUGUAUCUGAACCCAUUUGCACUAAGGAUUGAAUUGAUGUUUAUCACAAUGAAGAGAAGACUGCCAGGCCCUACUGGAGACAGCAACCAACAGGGGCACAGGGCCUGACACAAACUUCUCUUUCAGAACAAGAGUUGUCAUUGGAGAUGUAGUCCAGGAUGAGGUGCCGCCGUAGGAUCUGGCAAACAGACUUCUGCUGGGGAAGGUGAUCUUCAGCAGAACCAUUUUUGCUACAAAAAAGCUUCAUCAGGGCUGGCGAUCGAGCCGGUUUGGACUGAAACCACAACUACCAAAAGAGUCCUAUUUUAAUAGGAAGUGAGCGUGACUUCUUUUGACAGUUAAAAUAUUUCCCUGUUUUUUUUCUACUACUAUCUGGCCCUAGUGCUAAUUGUAAUUGGAUCCUUUUUUGAGGUAACACAGGCAUGGUCCAUGAUU